GAUAAUCCGAGUGUGUUCAGCGCAGGACUUGAUAUUCUAGAAAUGUACAAGCCUGACCCAACUAGAGUAAAAGACUUCUGGACCACGCUUCAGGAUACAUGGAUCAAGCUAUAUACUACCAGCUUUCCCACUGUGGCUGUUAUCAAUGGUCACAGCCCGGCUGGAGGUUGCCUAUUAGCUCUUAGCUGUGAAUACAGAAUCAUUGUCGGACCAAAAAAUACAAUUGGCCUCAAUGAAACGAAACUUGGAAUCAUUGCACCAAGAUGGUUUCAGGACAGCAUGCGUAACGUGAUAGGCGAGCGACAGGCUGAGCUGGCCUUGACCACUGGCAAGAUGUUCACAGCUGAUGAGGCUCUCAAGGUCAAUCUGGUCGAUGAAGUUGUCGCAUCCAAGGACGAGGCAACUGGUCGAGCGAUCGCCUUCCUCUCACAGUUCGCCAAAAUAACCUCCACUACCAAGAAAAAUGACAAAACUGGAGUUUCGCGAGGCAACCGUCAACUGGCUCCUCAACAACAAGGAGAAAGAUUUGCAGAUUUUCCUCAACUACAUCAACCAGCCCAAAGUCCAGGAGGGACUUGGAAUGUACUUAGAAUCUCUGAAGAAGAA
Molecule: messenger RNA, 606 nt
Organism: Nilaparvata lugens (brown planthopper)
Lineage: Eukaryota; Metazoa; Arthropoda; Insecta; Hemiptera; Delphacidae
Product: enoyl-CoA delta isomerase 1, mitochondrial-like
Biological process (GO): fatty acid beta-oxidation
Cellular component (GO): mitochondrion
Molecular function (GO): enoyl-CoA hydratase activity
Source: RefSeq, a predicted model, not a curated record